AUGGAGCAAAAAAACAAUGAAAUGGAGAUGAUUAAUGACGAGGAGAUCAAAACUGCGGGACAACCAUUUGUACGAUUGAUAUCUUUAGCAGCUCAGAAAUUCAUAUCUGAGAUAGCUAAUGACGCGCUUCAGCACUGCAAAACACGGGGCGCAAAUCAGAACACUAAAUCAAAAGGAAAAGAUCGCAGAUACACCCUUACGAUGGAGGAUCUAAUUCCUGCUGUUGCGGAAUACGGAAUCGUGGUCAAAAAGCCUCAUUACUUUGUAUAA
This is a messenger RNA of Cotesia congregata, 270 nucleotides long. The record is from the annotation of a GenBank genome assembly. Lineage: Eukaryota; Metazoa; Arthropoda; Insecta; Hymenoptera; Braconidae.